Molecule: messenger RNA, 600 nt
Organism: Hansenula ciferrii
Lineage: Eukaryota; Fungi; Ascomycota; Saccharomycetes; Phaffomycetales; Wickerhamomycetaceae
Exons: 1
Coding region: 1-600 (199 amino acids)
Source: RefSeq, a predicted model, not a curated record
AUGCUUCCUCUUGAACUUCAUUUUAUGAUAUUCAACAAUUUGAAAGUCCCAGACGAUAUAUUCAAUUAUGUAAAAGCGUUCCCAGCUUUAAGUGGUCAUUUUUCAAAAUCUUUCAUUGUGAUUACAGAUGAUGAAUCAAAUGAAAGAUACCAAAAUUUACCAACUGAUAGAGUCAUAGAUUGUCAUAUGCUUGAUGUUAAAAUCCCGAAAGGUUUUGGGUGGCUUGAAAAUUUCAAAGGUGAAAUCAUUAUAGAUAGUAUUAAAAACUUGGAUUGGUUUAAAAGGAGAUUCCGAAAUGAAUUGGAAUAUAUUUUAAUGAUCAAGAAUGAAUAUUUCAUGAAGAAUGGUAAAAUUAAUAUCAAUUUAAUUCCCAGAGAAUCAACUGAUAAUGAUGUGAGAAGUGUUAUAAAUGAACUUCUAUGGUUAAUGGUUUUCCUCAGAUUGGAAACAUUCAAUUAUAUACAUCUACCACUUCACGAAGAAAUCACAGUGAUUGAUCCAUAUGGAACUUUCAAUUUAUUAGAUUGUAAUAAUAGUAUGGUUUCUUUGAGUUAUAAAGAGACAAAAGGUGAUUUGAAAUUCUAUCAUAAUUUUCGUUGA